AUGUCCGCCAGCAGCCCUCAGCUCAAAGCAUUCAGGGUGGACACAGAAGAGUGGAGCCGGUGGCAGAAUGAGUUUCGAGGGCAGAUUCGGGCACUACGCCACUGGCUAAAGAGCAUGGAGAUGAGAUUACCGUGUGUGGAUACUGCAAGUACCAGGAGUACUUUGGCUCUGACAGAUGGAUUUGGAGAUCCUGAAAUGUUUAAGCAAAAUCUGCAGACAUUAUUAACAUGGGUUUGUGAGAUUGAAGAACUCGUGGCAAACCAAAAACCUCCCUCAUCUGAAUUUAAAGUGGUGAAAGCUCAAGUUCAAGAACAGAAGCUUCUGCAGCGUCUUCUAGAGGACAGGAGGUCUAGUAUGGAAAGUAUGAUGCAGGAAGGCCCAACAUUAGCAGAAGCACUUGAGGAAGAAGACAGGGAAAAAGCCAAACUACAAAUUUCCCAACUUAAACUGAAGUGGGAAGCUCUUCUUUUAGGUGCUAAUAGCAGGAGACAAAGCUUAGAGCUAAUAUUGCCCCAGGCUCAGCUCUUUCAGGAGAGAAUAGAUCGUCUUCAUCAGUGGCUAAUAUCUGUGGAGCAGGACUUAGCUGAACUCCGAUCUGCAGAGAGAGCAAUGCUCCAUUUACAGGAAGCCACUGAUCAGGCUAAGGCAGUUACGGAGGAAAUAAAAGCUAAGAGUGCUGACCUGGGAAAACUUCAACAGUGCUCCCAUGACUUCAUAGCGAUAGUCUCAGAUGAGGAGUCUCAGCUGGUACAAGAGAAGACAGAUAGCUUGAGGAUCCGGUAUUCAGUGCUCAGUUUAGGCAGUGCUGAUGUGCUGCAGAGGCUGGAGCAGGCACUGGAGGCUUCUAGUCGAUGCACCUCCAGUCAGGAAGACCUCCAUCUGUGGCUGGGCCGCAUUGAGAGGGAACUUCUGGGAUCCUCUCAGACUGGAGAUGCUGUGCUGUGUGCUGCUGAGAGACAAAGGUUGGAAGAAGCAGUUGAAAAAGAAUUGGCCUGGUUUCAAGCUACAACCCAGGGACUGGAAAAGCUCAGAGUCAUCGAUCUGGACCCUGAUGUCAUUGCUACCCAUCUUUAUGAGCAAAAAAUUCUCGCAGUGGAGAUUCUUCAGCACAAGUUUAACUUGGAGAAAAUGGUGAAGGUUUCUGAACUCUUACAAACAUAUACUGAGAGUGAGGAUAUGGGAAGACUCCAGACAAGUCUGGAUACUCUGGAAAAGCAGUGUCAGAUAACCACUGGCACUAAUUCCCAUGUGGUGCUGCAGCUGGAGCAUGCUCAGUCUCUCUUGUCCCAGUUCUCAGAAGGCUAUGCCGAGGUGGUGCCAUGGUUACAGGAAACUAAAACCCUUACUGACCAGCUUGCUUUGAACACCAUCAGUUACGAGGCAUUCAGAGAACAACAGGAGCUCUUACAGAGCCUAAGGGAGUCUAUAGCUGAGCACAAACCUUUAAUAUACCGAUUAGGAAUGUUAGCCAAGCGUCUGUCAGACCUGAGUCCUGAUCACGCACAGCAAUUCUGCCAAAAAGCAACAGAGGCUGAGGAGCACUACCAGACCAUCCGAGACAGAGUCAGAGAAGCUGCUGGAGUCCUUGAGGAGUCUCUUCCUCGGUACACACAGCUGAACGAGAGAAUGAUUCUCAUAGGGGAAAGUCUGGAGCGUCUUUACAACCACAUGCAGGACACAGUCAUUCUGCAGGGUCUCACCCCACGCAUCCAGGAGCAGCUAAAGGACAACAAGAACACUCUGGCUGAGCUCUCCAAACUAGAGCUAAGCCUGGAUAGUGUGAGGACUCAAGCUGAGGAGCUGCUGGCAAACACACAAGCAGUGGGAGGCAGCCUUAUAGGCACAGCUAUCCAGGAGCAAGUGAGCAGCCUGGCCAGCCAGUGGGAGGAGACUCAAAGGCAAUGUCAGGAGAGGGAGAAGUGGCUCCUUCACCUCCUGGAUUUGGCUACAAGGUUCUGGAAUGAUGUAAGCAGUAUGACAGUUGGGCUGAAUGAUACCCAGCAAACACUGCUAGAACUCAACUCAAGCAGAACAGACUCCGAAACCAUCCAGCAGAGCCUCGUCACAAUGCAGACACUGAAAGAGGACAUUGAUGGACUACAAGGAGAACUGGACACACUUGGAGUUUUGGGAAUGGAACUAAUGUCUGCAUGUGGAGACACAGAAAAGCCAGAAGUUACAAAAAGCUUAGAUGAGCUCUACUGCACAUGGAACAAUCUAAAUAAGAUUUGGACUGAGUGCCACAAUAAGUUAGAAGAAUCUCUACAGUUGGCUUUGAAUUACCAGGACACACUGCAGGGGCUAUUCGAAUGGCUUAAGUCAGCAGAGCUGAAAUCCACUGAAGAGUUUUUAGUAGGAUCUGAUCUUGGAUCUGUCAAAGAGCAGCUGUGUGGUCUGAAGGACUUCAAGCGGGAAUUAUACCAGAAAAAAAUUGAGAUUGAGAGUUUGAACCAUCGUUUUGUGGGUCGUCUCUCUCCGGGCUCUGUGCGGCCUGGGUCUGCCUCACCGCUGAGUGAUUUUCGUCAGCGCUGGGACAGCCUGGAAUCAGAGACUGUCAGCCGACAACACCAGCUGGAGUGUGCACUGCUGGGAUUGGGACAGUUCCAAAACAAUUUUGAUGAGCUGCAUGCCUGGAUCUCCCACACUGCCGAACUGCUGCAGGCAUCGCGGCCUGUCAGCCUUGACCUACCGACUUGUGAGAUAGAGCUGGCCAAGCACAAGGUGCUGCGCAAUGAUGUGAUGUCACAUGCACACACUGUGGAGUCUUUGAACCAGGCAGGAAAGGUCUUGCUGGAGGGCUCGGGAGAAGAGAGCCCUCAGGGGCUGCAGCACCGCCUGGAGCAACUAAAUGAGUCCUGGGAGUUUGUGCGCUCUGAGACAGAAAGGAGGCAACUGGAGCUGGAGAAUUAUCUUAGUCAAGUUCAAGAUGUAACAAUGGAAAUCCAGGAUCUUCUGCAGUGGCUGGAGUACACAGACUUAAAGCUAUCCUCCACUAAAACUGUAUGGGGAAUGCCAGACUCUGCUAGUGAGAGACUCGGUGCUCAUCUGGAGUUGUGUAAUGAAAUGGAUUCUAAACUUCAUGCCUACACAAAUAUCUGUAACGCUGUCCGCAGGAUGUUGGAGGGCAGCAACGUGGCUCAUGGCUCCAGCACUGAGCACAGCUUAAGCAUAGUGGAACAGAAGUGGAACUCUGUCUAUGCGAAAAUGCAAGACCGCAAGUGUAAGUUAACAGAAGGACUUGGGCUAGCAAAGGAGUUUAACAGCAAUGUCCAAGAUCUGCUGAGCAAAAUGUCAAAGUGUGAAGAGGUCAUUAGUACCCUGUCCACUCCCAGCUUCAUCCUCAACACCAUCAGCACCCAGCUUCAGGAACACAAGAUGUUAGUGAGUGAGGUCCAGUCAUAUGGGGAGAAGAAGACGUGUGUGGAGAAUGCAGCCUCACAGCUUUUGGAGCUUAGCAGGAAAGAGGACUGUGAUGUGGUACAGAAUCUACUGAUAACUGUGCAAGACCGCUACAGAAAGCUGCACCACCACACCACAGACAGAGGGAAGACUCUGGAGGCGGUUAAAAAACAAGUUAAAAAGUUCAAUGAGUCCUGGCAGCUUGUGAUGGACUGGAUGAAUGAAGUGGAACACACACUGGACACACAUAAGGAGAUUGCUGUGUCACAUGAAGAGAUCAAACAGCAGCUCCAUGAGCAGAAGGAAUUCCAUAAACUCUUUCGCUCUAAGAGGCCAAUGUAUGAGGCCUGCUUGAAGAGUGGUCGCACUCUUUUGGAAAAGGCACAAAAGACUUUAGACACCGAACAUCUUGAGAACAUGGUGUCUGAACUCAGAGACUCAUGGGAUACCAUCAGUGGAAAGUCUAUAGAGAGGCAACAUAAAUUGGAGGAGGCACUGCUGUUUUCUGGGAGGUUCAGCGAUGCGCUCCAGGCACUAAAUGACUGGCUGUACCGGGCAGAGCCACAAGUUGCUGAAGAUAUGCCUGUUGGUGGCGAGAAAGACUUGGUUAAUAAUUUAAUUGACAAACACAAGGUGUUUCAGAAGGAGCUGGGGAAGCGUGCUGGCUGUAUUCGCACCCUGAAGCGUUCUGUAAGAGAUCUGACUCGGGGAAGCACUGCUGAUGCCCACUGGCUGCAGGAGCAGAUGGAGGAGUUGGAGGGACGCUGGGAGGCUGUAUGUAAACUCUCAGUGUCCAGACAAACCAGACUGGAGGCAGCAUUACGACAGGCGGAUGAGUUUGACAGAAUGGUUCAUUCAUUCCUUGAUCAACUUGCUGACACUGAAAGGGUUUUGAAAUACGGUGCACUGCCUGAAGAAGAAGAGGCUCUCCGAAUAUUUCUAACACAACACAAGGAGUAUUUGAGUUCUUUAAGUGCUCAUCAGAUGGCUCUGCAAUGUAUACAAACCUUAGGUGAAGAGAUUUUGUACUCCUGUCAUCCUGAUUCUGUUAUUACUAUCAAAUCAUGGAUCAGUGUCACCAAAACCCGCUACGAGGAGGUCCAGACAUGGGCACAACAGCAAGCCGAGCGAAUCCAAGCUGCGCUUUCUGCUCUGGAGGCUGAAAGAAAGGAGGUGCAGCGUCUCCUGAACUGGAUCUCCGCUGCUGAAGAAUCCCUGCACCUCAGAGACCAGGAAGGCUUGCCUGAUGAAAUAGAGCAGACAGCAGAGCUCAUCACACAGCACAUGGGAUUUAUGGAUGAGUUAAAGAGUAAGGUCAUAGAAGUGGAAAAUGCAACUAAAUCCUGCAAACACAAGCUGAUUCCUAAGAAGCACGUGUCUCCAAGCCAUAAGAUGCCAAGCAAAAGGAGAGCUGCAAUAAAGUCCCAGACCUCAGUUUCUUUGCCCCUCGAGAGACUGGAACCUCACACACCCCAGUUGUGUCAAUUGGUUAGCCAGUGGCAGAAACUGUGGGUGCAAGCCCACAGCAGACAGACCAGACUUGAAAAGCACCAGCAGAGGCUUAGAGAGUUAGAGGAGUUUGCAAACUUUGAUUUCAAUAUCUGGCGCAAGAAAUACAUGCAGUGGAUAAGUCACCUCAAGUCUCGCAUUUUAGAUGUUUUCCGCAGCAUCGAUCGAGAUCAAGAUGGUCGAAUCUCCCAAAAGGAGUUCAUCGACAAUGUUCUGGCCUCCAAAUUCCCAACAAAUUCCUUGGAAAUGAGAGCUGUUGCAAAUAUUUUUGAUGUGAAUGGAGAUGGCUUCAUUGACUACUAUGAGUUUGUGAGUGCACUCCACCCAAGCCGAGAUCCCUACCGAAGAACAAUAGAUGUAGACCAAAUCAACGAAGAGGUGAGCAGACAAGUUUCCCAGUGCAGCUGUCCAAAGAGGUUUCAGGUGGAACAGGUUAGCACUAACCGUUACAGGUUUGGAGACUCUCAGCAGUUAAGAAUGGUACGUAUUUUACGCAGCACACUCAUGGUACGUGUUGGUGGAGGAUGGACAGCCCUGGAUGAAUUUCUUGUUAAGAAUGACCCUUGCAGAGUGAAAGGUCGGACAAACCUAAAGAUAAAGGAAAAGUACCUGUCCCCUCAUUCUUUUGAGGCAUCUGGUUGCAGAGGAGGCAAAGGAAUGACAGUGAGCAGGUCAAACUCCAGCCUGAGUUUAUACAGUAGUGCAUCAGCUCCUAGUAGUCCUUUAUCUCGAAAGGCACUGUUACGCAGAAGUUUCUCUGGGGAGCGGUGCAUUCGGCCAAGGAGCUCUAUAGCAGCAUUAGGAAUGGAUCAGUUCUCUCCAGCAGGAGAUGAUGAUUCUCCCUCUCCUUCAGAAGAAGCUGAAAGAGCACCCACAUGAUUCUACCCUUAGCUCCCAGCAUGUACAGUUAAAGCAACAGGACUCAGAAUCCUAUGAUCAGAGGCCCAGAAAGUGGUACAGACCAAAAUGGAAGAACUUAGUUCAAAUGGUCCUACAACAUACAUUGAAGUGCUCCACAUGAACCUUCACACACUCACCCUGGCUGAUUGACGUUUUUUUUGUUUGUUUGUUUAAGAGUUGGUAGAUCAUCUUUCCAAAGUACAAAGGCGUGGUGGGAAUUCUAUCCACAGUCAGGGAUUAUGCAACCUUAUUCCUUCUCACAACAUUACGUUCUGCCAGCUACUUAAAUUUGUAUUUAUAUAUUUUUCUUUUGUGCUUUUUUUUCCAAAGCAAACACAGUAUAUCCUACCCUCUGUUCUGAGAGGCUUGAAGUAGUGGAAUGUUCUGCAUGGGUAUUAGCUGCAUGAUGCUUCUGCUCUCCCAAAUCCCGUAUAUAUUGGCUUUACGUAUACUAAAUACAGUAAUGCGCCUAGAGGGCCUUUGUGAACAACAAAAAUGCAAUUGUCUCUUUUUUUUUAACACGCAUAUGCACAUGUUCACAAACAUCAGUGUUCUGUUCAUAAUUAUGUACAAGAGAAACUGCAGAUACUGAUGCAAACCAAAACGGACAGACCUCAUUCAACUGCCUUAAAGCUUGAAUGAAUGUACUCUGUAUUAAUAUGUAUGGUAUAGUCUGGAAAAAAAACAGAUUGUAAGACACAUUUGUAUUGAACUUUGUAAGUGUGGCUGUAGAGUUUCCUCAGGUUUGAUGAGUUGAACUAUUUAAAUGUUUAGCAGCAAUUUUCCCCUUGUACAAAGGUACACUGUUAGAAGACUUGACAAACUGAACAUCCAAAAAGAAAUGUUUUUCACUGCAAUCAAAUAUAAAAUAGACUUGUUUUUUUUUUUUCUUUGUGGCUCAUGUUAAUGUCUUUGUAGAGUAAAUAUAUUUCAACUUGUAUCCAUGCUUAGAAUUCUAAAUAAAUAAUUAUGAACAAUCAACUUUAAGAGUUUCCCUAAGAGGACAUGAAAGUGUAGGUCUCCAUGAGAUUAGCAAAAAUACGAAUUGUCCAACAUUCCCUGCCAGUCUUAAACUGUAUUUUAUUUAAACCAAAAGCCACGUGUAUACAGUAUGAUCUGUUUUUGUAUUAUGACUACAGGGCUACAUGUCCUGUAUGUUCAUUUUAUACCUUAAAGAAUGUCUUGGUUGUGGCCUUUGGUUCAUAUCACAUUACAUGCAUGUGCCUUUUUUUGUUGAUACUACAUAUACAAUGUGAAUACUUCUGAAGUCUGUGAACACUCUUUUAUCAGUUGUCCACUGACUGCAGGACCAAUGGUGCAAGAAUGACUAUAAGUACAAAAUUCGUUUACAGAUGUUUAUGGAUUUUUAAAAAAUCUGCCACUGUAUCUUUAUUAUUAUAUGUAUAACUGCUGAAACACUGGAAAAAGCUUUUGCCCGGAUAUGCACCUUUCCGGUGACAUCCAACAAAUCACUGCAUGAACUUACGCUUAAAUAUUUGUAUUUCGUUGUAGAUAAAUGUAACUAAUAAGAUAUAACUUGUAAAAUAAAUUACUUUGUAGAAUGCUGUUUUAAAUUUGGUUUUAUUUUAAGAAGUUAAAAAGUUCUUCCUUUUUCUCUCUGCUAUAAUAUAAUGAUUAGUCAUCCUAUUGCGUGUAUUUAGUGUCAGUGUAUAAAUAACUGCAUUAAAAUGAGCUUUAGCAUAAAUUAAAAUGUCAAUAACCUUGCUUUGGUAUAGUAUAAAUAAAGGGUUUUUUUUAGUCUCUAGUUUUAUGACAUUCAGAGAAUCGCUGAAGUCAUCAAGAGACUCCAACUCUCAGUAAAUGCCAUAGUCUACAAACACAGCCACUGGCAACUACACUUCCCAGCACACAUGCACCUUGUCACAUUCACAGACACCUGAUUUCUGCUCAUGCACACCAUCACCAGCAAACAAUAGACACUAUAAAUGAGUAUGUUAGUCACCCAUCCAUGUCAUGAUGUAAAUGCUCAGUGUGCCUUUACCUGACUUUAUCAAACCUUCUGUUUAUAUAUUGACUGCCUGUUUUUAAGGUUAUUGCCUUGUCAUAUUGUUGUGGUUUGCUGACCACUGAAUCCUUUGCCUGUUUUUUUUAACUGCAAAAGUUGUACAUUUGGACUUGUUUGUCAACUUUCUGUAUUAAAAUGCUAAGCUACAUUUGCAUCUGCUUGAAUUUUUAUUUUAACCAUUUCAUCUGCCACUGAGAGCAUGGAGGAUGCCAAACAAAUUGAAAUACA
Molecule: messenger RNA, 8062 nt
Organism: Clarias gariepinus (North African catfish)
Lineage: Eukaryota; Metazoa; Chordata; Actinopteri; Siluriformes; Clariidae
Gene: macf1b
Product: microtubule actin crosslinking factor 1b
Exons: 39
Coding region: 1-5787 (1928 amino acids)
Biological process (GO): cytoplasmic microtubule organization; intermediate filament cytoskeleton organization; wound healing
Cellular component (GO): hemidesmosome; focal adhesion; intermediate filament
Molecular function (GO): microtubule binding; calcium ion binding; structural molecule activity
Source: RefSeq, a predicted model, not a curated record